This is a messenger RNA of Caenorhabditis elegans, 892 nucleotides long. It is a transcript of the gene Y22D7AL.16, whose product is annotated as C2H2-type domain-containing protein. The record is from RefSeq and is marked reviewed. The coding region runs from base 65 to 784 and encodes 239 amino acids. Lineage: Eukaryota; Metazoa; Nematoda; Chromadorea; Rhabditida; Rhabditidae. The transcript has 7 exons.
UUGUUGUCAGCUUUGUUGCUUUACGAAUUCCCCUUUUUUCUCUUAUUUCUGCCAAGGUGCCAAAAUGAGCAGCAGCGAGGAUAAUCGCAGAACUAAGAAGGACUAUAAGAAAAGGUCAAAACAAAACAGGGAAAGGUCUAGAAGUCCAAUUGCAAGAAACCGCAGCCGCUCAACAAGCCGUGGGACGUUUGAGGAGAUUGACUCCCCAGUCCGUGACCGUUCUCGGACACCGAAGGCUCCCCAAUUCAACUGCCGUCAGUGCCGGAAAGCUUUCGACUCGAUUCGGGAGCUCGCGGAGCACGAGAUUAAAAAUCAUGAAGAUCAAUUUAAUUGCUAUCAUUGUGACAAGAAAUCCGAAUCAAUUGAGCGCCUGGCGGCCCAUACCGCCCACCGACACGGCCCAAAGCCUGUAAUCUGCGCGUAUUGCCAGGAGCCAUUUGGUAAAAGCUCUGAAUUAAUGUCAGAUGAUGAUUGGGACGAGUUCAGGGAUCAUAUUUUUAAGGAGACAGUAAAAAAGCGGAUGUAUCGCCAUGGAAGCCGUAAUUCCAGUCAAAAUGUCUCAGUUGGUGGUGCUCUCCGUGGAGUUGGAUCCUGUCCUCAUGGCCCGCCGGUCAAGUGCAAAAACUUCCCCCAAUGUCCUGGAGCCAAAUGCAUAUAUUCCCAUAAUAUGUGCCGUUAUGAGGACACUUGUAACAAAUCCACAUGUCCAUUUGAUCAUUCAAACCGCCCGAGAACCUGCAUGACCUGCGUCAACGAUAUGAAGUCCAGACGUCGAAAUUAUUGACUUUUCAGAAAAGUUAAAAAUUAUUUUUUUGCUUAUUUAAUAUAGUUGGUUUCCUAAAAAUUUAGAAAAUUCUGUCUGGAAAAGUCUGAAAUAAAUAUUUUUUUUCCC